AUGGCGUCAGGAGCUGCGGCGGCCCCUGGCGUUCAGACCGUGGUGCUGAAGGUGGCCAUCCACUGCCAUGGCUGCAAGAAGAAGGUCCGGAAGGUGCUCAGGAGCAUCGAAGGCGUGCAGAACGUGACGGUGGACGCCUCGCAGCACAAGGUGACUGUGGUUGGCACCGUGGACGCCGACACGCUCAUCCAGAAGCUGUACAAGUCCGGCAAGAAGGGAGAGCCCUGGCAGUGCCACCCGCCCGCCAAAAAGACCGAGGCCGCGCCGGAGGCCCCGCCGGCUCCGAAGCCUGCCGGUGACGGCGGCAAGGACGCUGCUCCUGCUGCGGCCGCGGCGGACAAGAAGCCGGAGGAGGCGGUGAAGCCGGUGAAGGAGCCGCAGGGCGAGAGCUCCGAGGAGAAGAAGAAGAAGCCGGAGCAGGAGAGCGGGGCCGAAGAGAAGAAGCCCGAAGCAGAGUCAAAGGAGGCGGAGAAGAAGAAGAAGCCGGAGCAGGAGGGCGGGGCCGUAGAGAAGAAGCCCGAAGCAGAGUCAAAGAAUGAGGAGAAAGUGGAGGCGAAGAAGGACGGCGGUGACAGCAAGGGAGCUGAGACGAAGGCCAAGGCCGCAGCAGAGCCGGCAAAGGAAGCCGCCGCCGCCGUACCCGCCGCCGCUGCCAAUGACAAGGACGAGGCAAAGAAGAGCGACAAGCCCAAGGACGCCGGUAAGGCCGAGCCUGCCGCCGUGACGACGGAGAGGUCCCUGCCUGCGCCGCCGGCGCCGGCGCCAAAGCACGCGUACGAGCAGGAGUACCGCCACCCCUACUACGCCCCGCAGCCGGUGGUGAGCUACCACGCGUCGCACCCGAGCUCGAGCGUGUCGUACACGUACUCCAUGCAACAGGCACACCCGGCGUACUCCAUGCAACAGGCACACCCGCAUCAAGCGUACUACUCCGUGCACCAGCCACAGCCGGCGUACUCGUACUCCGCGCAGCAACCGCAGCCGCAGCCGGAAAAGCAGUGGUCGCCGUCGUACCUGUACAUGCCGUACCCGCACUCGGAGCCGGCGGAGCCUUACUACCAGCAGCAGGACCACUACAGCCCGCCCGGGAUGCACGCGUCGCCGAUGCACGACUCGUACCGCAUCUUCGACGACGAGAACCCCAACGCCUGCAGCAUCAUGUGA
Molecule: messenger RNA, 1164 nt
Organism: Miscanthus lutarioriparius
Lineage: Eukaryota; Viridiplantae; Streptophyta; Magnoliopsida; Poales; Poaceae
Source: the annotation of a GenBank genome assembly